UCCGUCGCCGAUCCUUGUCGUCUCGGUGGUAAAUUUGGUUGUGUCACUGACCUGGCUUCUUGCUGCCACCAUGAAGGACGUACCGGGCUUCCUACAGCAGAGCCAGAGCUCCGGACCCGGCCAGGCCGCCGUGUGGCACCGUUUGGAGGAGCUCUACACAAAGAAGUUGUGGCAUCAGCUGACACUUCAAGUGCUUGACUUCGUUCAGGACCCCUGCUUUGCCCAAGGAGAUGGCCUCAUUAAGCUUUACGAAAACUUCAUCAGUGAGUUUGAACACAGAGUGAACCCUCUGUCCCUCGUGGAGAUCAUCCUCCAUGUCGUCCGGCAGAUGACAGACCCUAACGUGGCUCUCACCUUUCUGGAAAAGACCCGUGAGAAGGUGAAAAGCAGCGACGAGGCCGUGAUCCUGUGUAAGACGGCCAUUGGAGCACUGAAGUUAAACAUCGGGGACCUGCAGGUUACAAAGGAGACCAUUGAGGAUGUUGAAGAGAUGCUCAACCACCUGCCUGGGGUGACGUCCGUGCACAGCCGCUUCUACGACCUGUCCAGCAAGUACUACCAGACCAUUGGGAACCACGCAGCCUACUACAAGGACGCCCUGCGCUUUCUGGGCUGCAUUGACAUUAAGGACCUGCCAGUCUCAGAGCAGCAGGAGCGGGCCUUCACGCUGGGCCUCGCAGGGCUGCUCGGUGAAGGCGUCUUCAACUUCGGAGAGCUGCUCAUGCACCCUGUGCUGGAGUCAUUGCGGGGCACAGAGCGGCAGUGGCUCAUCGACACCCUGUACGCCUUCAACAGCGGCCACGUGGAGAAGUUCCAGGCCCUGAAGACCGCCUGGGGCCAACAGCCUGACUUGGCAGCCAAUGAAGCCCAGCUGCUGAGGAAGAUCCAGCUGCUCUGCCUCAUGGAGAUGACUUUCACGCGGCCCGCCAACCACCGACAGCUCACUUUUGAAGAGAUCGCCCAGAGCGCCCAGAUCCCCGUGAACGAGGUGGAGCUGCUGGUGAUGAAGGCGCUGUCGGUGGGGCUGGUGAGGGGCAGCAUCGAUGAGGUGGAUCGGCGCGUCCACAUGACCUGGGUGCAGCCCCGGGUGUUGGACCUGCAGCAGAUCAAGGGCAUGAAGGGCCGCCUGGAGGUGUGGUGCGCAGACGUGCGGAGCAUGGAGACGCUGGUGGGGCAGCAGGCCUAUGACAUCCUCACCUAGGGGCCCCAUGGCUGUGACUGUCCCUCAGGCCUGGGGCGGGGCCCCUGAACCCAGUGUGGGAGCACCUUCCAGGGCCCCUCAGUAAACGUCUCUGCCUUGUU
Echinops telfairi (small Madagascar hedgehog) is the source of this 1302-nucleotide messenger RNA. RefSeq names its product proteasome 26S subunit, non-ATPase 13 (gene PSMD13). Lineage: Eukaryota; Metazoa; Chordata; Mammalia; Afrosoricida; Tenrecidae. The transcript is spliced from 13 exons. Gene Ontology annotation, molecular function: structural molecule activity. Gene Ontology annotation, biological process: ubiquitin-dependent protein catabolic process. The record is from RefSeq and is a predicted model, not a curated record. Gene Ontology annotation, cellular component: nucleus; cytosol; proteasome regulatory particle, lid subcomplex. Bases 71 to 1201 code for a protein of 376 amino acids.